Messenger RNA from Lactuca virosa, 582 nucleotides. The record is from the annotation of a GenBank genome assembly. NCBI's taxonomy places the organism in Eukaryota, Viridiplantae, Streptophyta, Magnoliopsida, Asterales, Asteraceae.
AUGGGGCUGUUACGUGUCGUUCCCACGUCUCCCCCACCGGUUCUGCCUUUAUCUUCCCCCACCCGCUUUCUAAUCACCCAUUCAACAUCCGAUUUGUGUUAUUUGCCCACCGCCUCACACCGAUGCGUAGUCGGCUCCCAACUUCGACUGCAGAUGGUUUCCCGGUCAAGGCGCUUCUUCUCCACCUUUUGUACUUCUCUCUCCUCCUACGACCUCCUUGCACCUCCUCAGUCCCACCGAUGGCACCGACGUCUGCUUUGGUUCCCGUUCCCUCUCGCUUUCUUCUCUAUUCGGUAUGAGCGCUAUAUAUUUGCACUUGAAGAAGCUUCUACAGAUGUACUAGCUACACUUAAGGAUAAAGCAUUGAAGGGCCCGAUUUUGGGUUCAUCAAACAUUUACCGGCUAGGUGUUAGCUUAAUUUUAUCAGUUUCUGCAAACGUGAUUCAAUGCUUUCUCUUCGAUUUUCUCUUCCUAUCAGAAUCUGAAACCGAUUGUCAACCCCAAAUCAAAGCUGAAGGAAAUUGGAGAAAGAAUUAUCAGGGGGAAAAUCCCAUUUUGUGGAAUCAUGUGGUUUGCCAAUAA